AUGUCGUUCGGAGGGCUGCUGGUCGGAGGAGCCUGUGCUGGCCUACACAAGCCCACCAGUAUCUCUGCCUCGCUCCUAGUGUACGACGGUCACACCAGUCUCUCUGCCUCGCUCCUAGUGUACGACGGUCACACCAGUCUCUCUGCCUCGUUCCUAGUGUACGACGGUCACACCAGUAUCUCUGCCUCGUUCCUAGUGUACGACGGUCACACCAGUCUCUCUGCCUCGUUCCUAGUGUACGACGGUCACACCAGUAUCCCUGCCUCGUUCCUAGUGUACGACGGUCACACCAGUAUCUCUGCCUCGUUCCUAGUGUACGACGGUCACACCCUCAAACAUGGAGUAGGGCUGAUCAGUGUGGACAGAUGGGCGGAUAGGGAAAGUCGUGUGUUCCUAUUGGACCAGAGAAACAAGUCUGACUCCGGGGGAUUGGCCGAGGCAGAACAUGCGUGUGCUAUCAAUGAUGCCCGGCUGGCGUCGAGCGAGGAGCUACGUCACGCCGUGGUGGAGUGUUCCUUCUCUGCCUGCACACGAGGAUGGUUGGACGGGGGCAGCGUGGGGACUACGGUGUGCAGUAACGUGGGCAGUGCUCUGAAGGCAGUAGAUGUGAAGGUAGAGAACGCUACAGAGGACAACACACACCUGGGUGUCUUCUGUGUCAAAGGUGUUCCAUGUGGAGACCCCCCUGCGUUCCCCAACACGCGUCUCCAGGGACACACAGGGUUCGAGAUGGGAGAUGAGCUGCUGUACUCCUGUCUUCCUGGUCAUGUGAUGCCCAGCGGCCACUCAGCCUUCAGCCUGCUGUGUGAUAGCUGUGGAGAGUGGUAUGGACUGGUGCAGCUUUGUGGCAAAUACAAGACAGAGGCACACAUCGACUAUGAAGAUAAGUUCACUGAUGACGAUCACCACCUCUCCUACGACACCCCUGCAGAGGAGGAGAACACAGAGGAGGAGCCGCUAGAGGAAGAGGAGAACACAGAGGAGGGACCGCUAGAGGAAGAGGAGAACACAGAGGAGGGACCGCUAGAGGAAGAGGAGAACACAGAGGAGGAGGAAGAGGAGAACACAGAGGAGGAGCCGCUAGAGGAAGAGGAGAUCACAGAGGAGGAGCCGCUAGAGGAAGAGGAGAUCACAGAGGAGGGGCCGCUAGAGGAAGAGGAGAUCACAGAGGAGGAGCCGCUAGAGGAAGAUGUGCAUGAGGAGGUGACGCGUGAGGAGGAACCGCUAGAGGAAGAGGAGAACACAGAAGAAGAGGAGCACAGGGAUCAGGAGCAGCAGGAGGCCAGCUUCAGUGUGGCGGGAGUAGAGGAGCAGGAGGAGGAGGCAGGAGGAGAGGAGGAGGCAGGAGGAAAGGAGGCAGCAGGGGGAGAGGAGCUGUCUGUGGGAGAGGAGGGGCAGCAAGAGGAGGAGGUGGGGGAAGGAGUGGUGACUGGAGGAAAGGAUGAAGAGGUGGAAGACUCGACAGACCAUCCCGUUGAGGAGGAGCAGGUGGAGGAGAUGGGCGUGUUGGAGGUGACUGAGGCGCCAGUCUCCCUGCUAUCCCAGAAGCACCUGUUCUGGUUCCCCUCAGAGGCCUUCCAGGAGGCGGGACAUGUGGAACCCACCCACCCGCCAGUCACACAGGACACACCCACUGAGGGGGACAACCGUGUCAGGGCCUCCGGCAGCAAAUCAGAGGAGAGCAAGCAAGACGACAGCCAACCAGAGGAGACGAAGGAUUAUGACAGCCUUGAGGGUCACUUCCAACAACCAAUUGACCAUGAUGACCAUGAAGAUGAUGUUGACCAUGAACACAUUGACCGUGAACAUGAUGAUCAACGUGAACAUAACCACUACGACCACGACGAUCAAACAGAUCCUGACCGCGAUGAAAGCUCUGAACACGCUCUUGAGGGUGAAGACUAUGUCGUCGGACGCCUUGACCACGAUGAUCGUGACGACCAUGAAAGCUAUGGCAGUGAAGACGCCCACCGUGAGGCCCAAGGAGAACACCAGGAGGCUGGUUGGUAUGAUGACGAUGACGUGGGCGAGGAGCAUUACGACCUGCGUGAACACAAGGAGGAUGACCGCGUCCACGUUCACUCUCACAGCCACGGUGUGCAUGAUGACCAUGUAGACCAUGAAAGUCAUGACCGCGAUGAUGUAACCGACCACGAUGAUGAUCACGACCACUCAGAUCCUAGCGAUCACCACGACGACCACGACAACCAAGACCAUGUCCAUGAUCACCUUGAUGAAGACCAGAGUGAACAUGAAGAUGAUCGUAGUGACCCUAACCGUGAUUCCCGUGAUCACGAUGACCAUCACCACGACAACCAUGACCACGAUAACCAUGAUGAUGAUGACCAUGUGGUCCCCCCCGUCGGCAUGACAACAGACGAGCCUCAGAACGUAACCCAGGAGGCAGCGGGAGGAAGACCUACAGCCAGCAAAGACGAGACCUGGUUGGACGGCUACCCUGUUAGUCAGGAGGAGACCGACACUGGUAAAGUGGGCGGUGGAUCCACAGAGGAAAGGGUGGAGCCUGAGGUGGGAGAGGAGGAAGAGGAGGGUGUUGUUGUUGUCGGGGCGACGGACCGGCCCAAUGAGGUGGAGUUGAGUCGUCCCACCCCGUUCACAGGAGUCCCUCAGGUCCCCCUGUCCCCCACACAGGUGGCGAAACCUGUGGAGCAGGAUCAGGACCAGGGCUGGGUGGGAGGACUCACCCCUACAGCCUCACCCGAAUCACCCCUCUCCCCCGAGGCCACGGCCUCAGAUUCACAUUCAGCUGACUACGCCGCCCCCUCUCUGACAUCACUGGACGACGACGCCCCCAGCUACGCAGCCCGGCCUUCUCCCACGGACUCCUGGGAAACAACGGAUCACGUGCACCCUUUCCUGGACCACGGCCCCGAAUCCACUGCGUGGACUGAUGAUGUCAUCGACGAGGAGGAACGUUCGGCCGAGCACAACCUGACUCGACACAGCGGGGAGACGGAGGGUGAGGAGGGGGAGACAGGGUGUACGGAGGUUGAGGAGAACUGCCCUCCUCCCCCUCCUCUCUCCUCCGGCAGGGGUUCCACGGUUGCAGCCAUUGUGGUUGCUGUGUGCGCGGUUGCCGUGGCAGCCACCAUCGGGGCGUGGUGUUACCGGCGGAAACAGCAGAAGAGCUCGAUGUACGAGAUGAACGGGAAGUGUCAGAGUCACAGCAGACAUGGACAACAGAUAGAGAUGCAACAGAAGGUCUAAGAGAGACAGACAGUGGGGCU
Coregonus clupeaformis (lake whitefish) is the source of this 3248-nucleotide messenger RNA. Its product is annotated as sarcoplasmic reticulum histidine-rich calcium-binding protein-like. Lineage: Eukaryota; Metazoa; Chordata; Actinopteri; Salmoniformes; Salmonidae. The record is from RefSeq and is a predicted model, not a curated record. Gene Ontology annotation, molecular function: hyaluronic acid binding. The transcript is spliced from 7 exons. The coding region runs from base 1 to 3228 and encodes 1075 amino acids. Gene Ontology annotation, biological process: cell adhesion; Notch signaling pathway.